Microthlaspi erraticum is the source of this 1185-nucleotide messenger RNA. Lineage: Eukaryota; Viridiplantae; Streptophyta; Magnoliopsida; Brassicales; Brassicaceae. The record is from the annotation of a GenBank genome assembly.
AUGGCGUAUCGGAGAAGACAAGGGAUCACGAGAGCUUCCACAUUCAAGGAAGAUAUCUAUAAUCAACCACCUGAUCACGAUCACGGUGAUCUCAAAGGUCACUCCAAUGGUGGAUCCUUCAGAUCUUCUCAAUCGUUCUCUUCUCAUUCCUCCCUUGCUGCUCAAGCAAUCCGCGCUUCCUCUUCUCUUAACCCCGAUUCCAGUUCUCAGGUACGAGGAUUCACCGCUUAUGAGGAUAGGAACGAGAGUCGCGGAUUCUGGGGAAUUCUAGCACAGAAAGCGAAAUCAAUCCUCGAGGACGAAGAAGAGCAACAGCAGCAGCAACAAAACGUCGUCGUUUCCGAGACCUCGAAUAAUCCGACGAUACGCAAAAGCAUAGACAAAAUCACGACGUCGUUGAAUCAGAUCGGAGACAGUUUCGAGAAAGCAUUCGAGGAGGGCCGUACGAUCGUAGCUUCUCAGAUCAGGCGAAAAGGAUCCGAUCUAAUCGAUUCCGAGAGUAAUCAUCAAUCCUCUGGAUCAAACAGUCCAUGGCAACCAUUAACGCUACCAAACCCACACGAAUCUCAACUCAAAGCUUCUCGUGACGUAGCCAUGGCUACAGCAGCGAAAGCCAAGCUGCUCCUCCGGGAAUUGAAAACGGUUAAAGCCGAUUUAGCUUUCGCUAAAGAACGAUGCGCUCAAUUGGAAGAAGAAAACAAACGGUUAAGAGAUAACCGGGAUAAGGGAAACAACAAUCCAGCUGAUGAUGACCUAAUCAGGCUUCAGUUAGAGACAUUGCUUGCGGAGAAAGCGAGAUUAGCGCACGAAAACUCGAUCUACGCAAGAGAAAACAGAUUCUUGAGGGAAAUCGUUGAGUAUCAUCAAUUAACAAUGCAAGAUGUUGUUUACAUCGAUGAAGGCAUCGAAGAAGUUGCAGAGGUUAAUCCUUCCAUCACUAGAACGCUUUCGAUGGCUUCGUAUUCGGCUUCUGAAUUGCCGUCGGUCUCGCCUUCUCCUUCAUCUCCGGCUUCACCUUCUCGGCUUUCGGUUUCUACGGAUAUUUAUCCGAUUUUGGUUCAGCAGAGUUCGGCUAGUGAUGUUGCUGCUGCUGCUAAUAUGGUUGAGAGUCCUAAACCGGUUCGACCACCUUCUUUGGGAUACAUAGAUGAUGGUAAGAGACCAUCUUCACAGCUCUCUGUUUAG